Molecule: messenger RNA, 378 nt
Organism: Penicillium oxalicum
Lineage: Eukaryota; Fungi; Ascomycota; Eurotiomycetes; Eurotiales; Aspergillaceae
Exons: 1
Coding region: 1-378 (125 amino acids)
Source: RefSeq, a predicted model, not a curated record
AUGGCCUCAAACAAGAUUUCGUCUCCUGUCAGGCCAGCAAAGGAAACCCAGGCUACUUCGAAGAAGAAGAUGCAUGACUUCGAUGUGACCGGUGAUGCGCAGCCUUUUCCCGUCGACCAAGAACUUCGAGUACCUUCAGUUACUCCUGUUUCUCAGGACCAGCUCUCAUACAGCCCCGACUUGGCGCAGCUAGACCGGAUCCUGUCACAACUUCAAGGCCAUGAAUGUGCUUCGCCUGAGACGUUUGCGGCAGUGAAGACAGUGAAUAAGAACCAGGGUGAAGGCUUCCAGCCGGCACAAGCACGUGAUAGUGACCUUGUAUUCUUCAUUUCGAAGGAAGAUCUUUAUUCGUUCCAGAAGUGGGCUUUGGCAGUCUAG